Myzus persicae (green peach aphid) is the source of this 484-nucleotide messenger RNA. RefSeq names its product UPF0728 protein v1g117062-like. Bases 1 to 468 code for a protein of 155 amino acids. NCBI's taxonomy places the organism in Eukaryota, Metazoa, Arthropoda, Insecta, Hemiptera, Aphididae. The transcript is spliced from 3 exons. The record is from RefSeq and is a predicted model, not a curated record.
AUGGGGCCCCACGCCCCAACUGUUCAAUAUAAAUCUGUAACAAUAUUUCGUUUUGAAGAAUGGUUUUUUAAAUUAUUUAUUGAGUUUUACUUACGGCUGAGAGGUAAGAAGCCUCGCUUUUUGCAACCACUAGAAAUGAAAAUCGCCGACAGCUUGUUGGUAAAUGACGACGGUCACCGGUAUACGGUUGACAUCCUGUACGGCCCGACCAAAGUCUGCGGAGUCUUGAAACACCGCACGACAAGGGUCGAACAUAUCAAAGAGAAAUUGGAAAAACUUGGAUUCUACGUGAGACUCAGGCGAAUUCUGGACUACGAGAUGGUGAUAUUCGCUUUCGAAGGACAUACGGUUUUUACGUGCCUAGCAACCAACCUGUCGGUCUUGGGCUGUUCCACCAACGAUCCCACAGCAUACAAGCUGAUCAGCUUGUUGUUGGCCGAAUGCAAUCAUGCCAAGGAGAGUGUGUAAUAUAUGAACGUUGAAA